Ruditapes philippinarum (Manila clam) is the source of this 823-nucleotide messenger RNA. Its product is annotated as tartrate-resistant acid phosphatase type 5-like. NCBI's taxonomy places the organism in Eukaryota, Metazoa, Mollusca, Bivalvia, Venerida, Veneridae. The transcript has 5 exons. Bases 179 to 793 code for a protein of 204 amino acids. Gene Ontology annotation, molecular function: ferrous iron binding; ferric iron binding; acid phosphatase activity. The record is from RefSeq and is a predicted model, not a curated record.
ACUUAUAAGACAUACAUACUGUAUUUCUCUACUGUUUCGUUGGUUUUUUUUUUAAUGCUAACGCACAAUGUAGAGUUUGCUAUACAUAUUAGUAUUGUCUUUUAUAUGGAUGUAAUCAAUACACAAUAAUGCCAAAUGGAUAAAAAUCAAUCUUAUAUGAGCAGUCAGUAUGUAAAUCAUGAAUGGCGCCUUAGCAAUAUUAUUCAGUUCGAUUUUUAUUUGGAAAGCAACAAAAGGGUUGCCUUUUACAAAUGACAAACAAGCACUUUCUUCCGACUCUGUCAGAUUUCUGGUUCUAGCAGACUGGGGUGGAUCUCCCUACCCUCCCUUUACAACCGGAGUUCAAGUUAGAGUGGCACACCAAAUGGCACUUAAAGCGGAGAAAGAAAAAGUCAGUUUUGUGCUUGCUCUUGGUGAUAACUUUUACAUGAAUGGUGUCGUUGGUUUUUACGACGAACGUUUUAAGACGACAUUUGAAGAGGUUUAUCACCAGGAAUCACUGAAUAUACCUUGGUACAUAAUUGCUGGAAAUCAUGAUCAUUAUGGCACGGUUGAAUCACAAAUCCUAUAUUCCACAAUAUCAAACCGAUGGAAUUUUCCUGACUUUUACUACAAGGAAUCUAAGACUUUACCGGGUGGAAAAGUUUUGGACAUUUUAUUUCUGGACACUUAUAUUCUCUGUGGACCUACAUAUAACACACCCUUUGGUCAUCGUAUACGUGCUCCUCUGUAUUACUCGUGGGCAGAAAGUCAAUGGGAGUGGAUACAAUCUAAUCUAAAGGAGUCCAAGUGAGUUCUCGUCUUGUUUGUUUUAUCAGGAUAA